AUGAGCUCCCAAACUGUCGCCAACUUCUUGAAGGUUAUUGCCACCAGAAGAACCAUCUACAAGCUGCAACCACAAUUGCCAGCCGGUGUCACCACCAAGGACAUCCAGGCCGUCGUCGAGGCUAUCAUUAAAGACACCCCAACUGCCUUUAACUCCCAGGUCAACCGUGCCAUUAUCCUAACCGGUGAGAGCCACAAGAAAGUCUGGGACGCCGUCACCAACGGUAUCGACGCUGAGGCCGGGAAGUUGAGACCAGCCUCCGCCAGAGACGAAGCCUUCGGUUCCAUCAUCUUCUUCACCGACGACAAGACCACCGAGAAGUUGCAAGCCGACUUCCCAGCCUGGGCCGCCGCUUUCCCACAAUUCGCCGACCACAGUUCUGGUGCUGCCCAGAUCACCUCCUGGGACGCCUUGGAAGUCUUGGGUCUAGGUGCUCACUUGCAGCAUUACAACCCAUUGGUCAGAGCCGCUCUGCCAGCAGACGUUCCAAAGGGUUGGUCCGUCCACUCCCAAUUGGUCUUCGGUCUACCAGCUGAAGCCGCCGGUGAAAAGACUUUCAUCGACAACAAGGUCCAAAUCUUCCAGUAA
Molecule: messenger RNA, 588 nt
Organism: Huiozyma naganishii CBS 8797
Lineage: Eukaryota; Fungi; Ascomycota; Saccharomycetes; Saccharomycetales; Saccharomycetaceae
Product: nitroreductase family protein
Exons: 1
Coding region: 1-588 (195 amino acids)
Biological process (GO): cellular response to oxidative stress
Source: RefSeq, a predicted model, not a curated record